AUGCCGAUCCGAUCCCCGGGUUUGAGGUUGAUAUUAGCAGUUUCUAGACUUCCUUCAGGCCACGUCACCGCGUUCUCGCUCCACCACAUCGCAUUCGCAACGACAUCCAACAGUCGAUGGCCACGGCGUCGUAGAACAUCUAGGCAAUUGCGCCAUUCGAACAAAACAGGACUCAAGAUGCUGUCGUCCGGCUUCACCAACGCUCCCGUCUCCAAGGUUCUUGUUAUCUACAUCGUCGCGUCGUCCAUCGCAUUGUCGAUAUUCGACGCCAAACAUCUCGCCCACAUCCUGGUCGUUCCACAUCUAUGGCACUAUGCGCAAUUUUCGAGGAUUCUUCUCUGGCAGAUAGCUGGAUACGCAAAUUCGACUGAAGUCCUGUUUGCUGCGAUGCUGGCAUAUCAUUUGCGAGUAGUUGAGCGAAUGUGGGGAUCUAGGAAAUUGGCUACAUUCCUCGUAGCUAUCUUGCCCUACACCACCAUCAUCGCCCCUCUCCUGCUCUCCCUUGUUCUACGCCCGCUUUCGUUCAACACUCUGAACUACCUUCCGUCAGGGCCGACUGCGGUCAUGUUCGCUCUUUUGGCACAAUACCAUGCAUCAGUUCCGCAUACAUUCAAAUACCGCAUUUCCACGAGCGGGAGUGGGAGCACUGGCCGCCGAAACACUACGACAACGGACACUAACAGCAAGCCGUCAUUAACCAUUCUUCUCUCUGAUAAGUCAACCACAUAUCUCGUCGCAGCACAGCUAGCCCUGUCGCAAUUCCCCGCAUCACUUUUACCCGCAAUCACUGGCUGGGCUAUUGGCGUUGCAUGGAGAGCGGAUAUUCUGCCUACAUCGCGCGGCUUGGGACGCGGCUGGCGAGUUCCGGCGUGGAUGGUCGGCGAGAAGGAAUCCGCUUCUCGCAGAUAUCAUCCUGCAGCGGGGUCUGGGAGUUCUGGGGAGGAUGGCGAACGAUACGAGAAUAUACGCAGAAGACUGGACGCCGCGGCGGCCGCUCAACAGGCAGCAAGCAGUGGAGUGGCAGGUUCAGAGCAGCAACGACAGCGCCGGCCGUUGCUAGAGAGGCUUACGAGCGUGUUCUAA
Talaromyces proteolyticus is the source of this 1083-nucleotide messenger RNA. RefSeq lists its product as uncharacterized. NCBI's taxonomy places the organism in Eukaryota, Fungi, Ascomycota, Eurotiomycetes, Eurotiales, Trichocomaceae. The coding region runs from base 1 to 1083 and encodes 360 amino acids. Gene Ontology annotation, molecular function: serine-type endopeptidase activity. The transcript has 3 exons. The record is from RefSeq and is a predicted model, not a curated record.